Molecule: messenger RNA, 1566 nt
Organism: Maudiozyma barnettii
Lineage: Eukaryota; Fungi; Ascomycota; Saccharomycetes; Saccharomycetales; Saccharomycetaceae
Exons: 1
Coding region: 1-1566 (521 amino acids)
Cellular component (GO): nucleus
Molecular function (GO): protein binding
Source: RefSeq, a predicted model, not a curated record
AUGGAUCCAUUUCAUUCUUCAAAGAGAAGUUCAGUAUCAUUCGGCGGAACCACUGCUAGAACAACCACUUAUCCAAAUACAUUUGAAUAUAGUCCUAUGGAUAACCUUCAAUAUGACACUCCUGGACAUGACAAUAAUGACGAUCUUAAUGGUACUUAUGAUACGUAUGACAAUACACCUAAUAAUGCGAAUAAUAACAAUACGGCUUUCUACACCAACCGAUCACCAAUGUAUUCUCCUUUAGAUUACUCAAGGACAAUGACUUCUCCUGGCCAUUCUAAUAAUACUUCAAAUAGUAACAGUUUUAUGGCACCCCCAGGUUUUUCAACAUUACAACAGCAUCAAUCUAGAGCAUAUAAUAUGAUAUCUAAUAAUAAUAGUAAUAGCCCCAUGGUUGCGAAUAAAAAUAUAGUAUGUGAAUGGGAAUCUACAGCUCCAUUAUAUGCAAUGGAUUGGAGUAUGGAUGAUUUAAUUUGUUUAGGUUCUUAUAAGGAGGACUCUAGGAAUAAAUUACAAAUAAUUAGAUCCACAGACCAAUUGAAUUGGGAUAAAGUGUCGGAAUGUGCAACAACGUAUCCAGUAAGUAAAGUACAAUGGUUACCAAAUAAUUUAAGACCAAGACAAUUGGCUACAUGUUCAGAUUCCCUAAGGAUAUGGUCUCUAAAUGAUUCUGAUGGUAGUCUACAGGAACAAAUCAACCUAUCCCUUUGCAAAUACAAUAAACAACAUAGCCAUUCUCUAGAUAUAACAUCAGCAGAUUCAACAAAUAGAAUACUAGGGAGUUUACCUCCAAUCACCUCAUUUGACUGGAACCCAAUCGAAACUAACUUAAUAAUAUCUUGUUCCAUUGAUACUACAUGUAUUGUAUGGGAUUUAAAUAGUUCAAAUUUUGUUAAGACACAACUUAUAGCACACGAUAGUGAGGUCUACGAUGUACGUUUCCUUACAAAAUCUACACAGAUAUUCGCAAGUUGUGGUGGAGAUGGUAGUGUACGUGUAUUUGAUUUGAGAUCAUUAGCACAUUCCACCAUCAUUUAUGAACCAACUGCAAAUGUUGCGCAUCCUGAUUUGGAUGAUCCAACACAACAAAACCAUGCAUUAUUGAGAUUAGAACCUUCACCAUCCGAUCCAAAUAUUCUCGCCACAUUUGUUUGUGAUUCAAAUUCGAUUAUAAUCUUAGACAUGAGAAACCCAGAAUCCCCCGUCUUGACUCUAGAAGGACAUAGUGGUACCAUUAAUCAAAUAAAAUGGCAUCCAACAAAGAGAAAUAUCUUGAUGUCCUGUGGUGAUGAUUGUCAGGUGUUGUGUUGGGAUCUAAAUAAGUAUUUGGAGACAGGUACGCCAACAACUGCAGCAUCUGAUUCCGAUGGACAAACGCCAAUGUUGAAUAAGAAUUCGCAAGAGCAAGAUAUCGAUAUGUCGGGAGAUAAUAAAAAAGUGAAUAUGCCAGAUUUUUAUUAUUCCAGCGGAACUGAAGAAGUUAAUAAUAUUGCCUGGAGGCCAGAUGAUGGCAAUUGGUUAGGGACUGUGAGUGGUAAGACAUUCAAGAAUAUAAGAGUGCAUUAA